Molecule: messenger RNA, 1857 nt
Organism: Camellia sinensis
Lineage: Eukaryota; Viridiplantae; Streptophyta; Magnoliopsida; Ericales; Theaceae
Product: amino-acid permease BAT1 homolog
Biological process (GO): amino acid transport; transmembrane transport
Cellular component (GO): membrane
Molecular function (GO): transmembrane transporter activity
Source: RefSeq, a predicted model, not a curated record
GACUGACUACUAUUCAAACCCACCCGUGCUCAUCACAUCAUAAUAAUCCACAGGUCUUGGAAUGAUGAUAUACAAUAUCACAAUUCUCAUCUCCCUCUCCUUGGCAUAUUAAUCAGUUAUUUAGUUCAUAGUGUUGGGUUCAAGAGAAGAAGAACAAUCAAUUGUCAAUUGGCAAGUUCUGGAAAUGGAUUCUGGAGAGAAGCGUCUCAAUGAGCUCGGAUACAAGCAAGAAUUCAGAAGAGAGAUGACAUUUUUCAAAACACUUGCAAUUACAUUCUCAAGCAUGGCACUUUUUGUUGGAACACCACUGUAUGGACAAAGUCUGCUAUAUGCAGGUCCAGCAACCUUAAUAUGGGGAUGGAUUGUGGUCACAUUCUUCACCUGGUUUGUUGGAGUUGUCAUGGCUGAAUUAUGCUCUUCCUUCCCUACAACAGGUUCGCUCUACUUUUGGACAGCUUAUUUGGCUGGACCAAGAUGGGGACCAUUUGCAUCAUGGUGCUGUGCUUGGCUCGAGACCAUCGGCCUCGUUGCUGGAAUGGGUGCUCAGGCAUAUUCAGGAGCACAGGCGUUGCAGAUGAUAAUACUAUUGGGGACAGGAACAAACAAGGGAGGAGGAUACUUUGCACCAAAGAGUGUGUUUUUGGGAAUGUAUUUGUUGUUAAUCUUCAUCUGGGCUGUCCUCAACUCCUUUGCUUUGAGUGUUGUUGCCUACCUCCACAUUCUCUCCAUUUGGUGGCAGAUCAUUGGUGGUUUGGUUGUGAUAAUAACACUUCCAUUUGUGGCACAUCCAAUACAACCAGCUUCCUAUGUGUUCACACAUUUUGAAAUGGCACCUCAAGACACUGGCAUUUCAAGCAUUCCUUAUGCAGUGAUUAUGUCUGUACUCUUAAGCAAUUACUGUCUAUAUGGGUAUGACACUGCUGCUCAUUUGACUGAAGAAACCAAAGGAGCUGAUAGAACUGGACCUCUUGCUAUUCUCUCUAGCAUUGGCAUCAUCAGUGUGUUUGGUUGGGCAUAUUACUUGUCUCUUACUUUCAGCAUCAAGGACCCAAACUACUUGUAUGAUGUGAACAACGAGACCGCAGGGGCACUUGUACCGGCACAAAUUUUCUAUGAUGCAUUCCAUGGGAGGUAUCACAAUUCCACAGGAGCUGUUGUUUUCCUCUGCAUCAUCUGGGGUUCCUACUUCUUUUGUGGCCUUUCUGUCACCACCAGUGCUGCUAGGGUUGUUUAUGCAUUAUCCAGGGAUAAUGGAAUCCCAUUUUCCCCAAUAUGGCGAAGAAUUCACCCCAAGCAUAAGGUUCCAACAAAUGCAGUGUGGCUCUGUGCGGUCAUCUCCGCCAUCCUCGGCCUUCCCAUCUUAAAAAUCAACGUGAUCUUCAAUGCUAUCAUCUCCAUAGCCACAAUAGGAUGGGUCGGUAGCUACGCUGUCCCAAUUUUCGCAAGGAUGGUGAUGGCAGAGGAGAAUUUCAAGCCCGGCCCGUUCUACUUGGGAAGAGCAAGAAGGCCUGUUUGUUUGGUAGCAUUCUUGUGGAUAUGCUAUACAUGUUCAGCAUUCUUGUUGCCAACUCUCUAUCCUAUUACAUGGAGCACCUUCAACUAUGCACCAAUAGCUCUUGGUGUUGCUUUGAUGCUUAUAAUGCUUUGGUGGGUUUUGGAUGCAAGGAAGUGGUUCAAGGGUCCUGUAAGAAACAUUGACAUGCAGAAUGGAAACUCUUAGAAUUUGUGAUACUAGGGUUUGUUUUCUAUCUCCCCUGUUUCCAUAGCAUCGACAUGUUUGAUUAUUGUAUGAUUUGAGUCUGUUGACUUGCAGACUUCUGUUGCAAUCAUUCUAAGUUAAAUCUUGAACUUUCACAA